Molecule: messenger RNA, 2576 nt
Organism: Pimephales promelas (fathead minnow)
Lineage: Eukaryota; Metazoa; Chordata; Actinopteri; Cypriniformes; Leuciscidae
Gene: brap
Product: BRCA1 associated protein
Biological process (GO): Ras protein signal transduction; protein ubiquitination
Cellular component (GO): cytoplasm
Molecular function (GO): nucleic acid binding; ubiquitin protein ligase activity; zinc ion binding
Source: RefSeq, a predicted model, not a curated record
AGUAACGCAGUAAUUAUCGUUGGUUAUCAAACGUCAUUGUUGUUUUCAGGCGUUUAUUCUUCUAAUAAUAAAGCAUAAUUCUAUUGAGCGUUAAUGGCAUACGAUUCUGACGAAACUCCUUUAAUACGUGUACAAUCUUGUGUUUGAUUCCGUGUCGUGUUUGAUGAGCUCGUGUUGUUAUUGUCAGUUGUUGAUCCUCUGAACACAUGAGUGUGUCUCUGGUUGUCAUCAGACUCGAGCUCGCUGAUCAGUCUGAUUCCCCGCAGGGUUUUCAAUACUGUGCCGUACCAGAGAUGUCGGAGGACGAGAUGAGAGAGAAAGCUCUGGUCUCCGCCAGAGUGACGCUGGACGGGAGAACAGACGUGGAGCGAUCAGCGAUCCUCCACCAGCAUCUGGGCAGCCGCGUCAUGAGCGACAUGGUGAUCGAGACCUUCCAGCCCAGCGCAGGUUCAGGAGCUGAGGAAGGGAAAGAAGAUCUGAAGUCCAGCGGAGACGUAAACGAACAUGCCAAAGAUGAAACGAGCGAGAGCACGACACCAGACUCUCCUUCUAAACAGCUGCCGGACCAGAUCUCCUUCUUCAGCGGGAACCCGUCGGUGGAGAUCGUCCACGGCAUCAUGCACCUCUAUAAGACUAAUAAGAUGACGUCACUCACAGAGGACGUGAGGCGCAGUGCGAUGCUGUGUGUUCUUACUGUCCCGACCACCAUGACCAGCCAUGACCUCAUGAGGUUUGUGGCUCCCUUCAAUGACGUCAUGGAGCACAUGAAGAUUAUCCGAGACUCCACGCCCAACCAGUACAUGGUGUUGGUCAAGUUCAGGAGUCAGGCCGAUGCCGACAGCUUCUACACAACAAGCAACGGCCGUCAGUUCAACUCCAUUGAGGAUGCGGUCUGCCAGUUAGUGUAUGUGGAGCGGGCAGAAGUCAUCAAAUCUGAAGAGGGUGCCAGUUUGCCCGUGAUGGACCUGACAGAGCUGCCCAAGUGUACGGUGUGUUUGGAGCGCAUGGACGAGUCCGUGAACGGUGUGUUGACCACCCUGUGUAACCACAGCUUUCACAGCCAGUGUCUGCAGAGAUGGGAGGAUGCCACGUGUCCGGUGUGCAGAUACUGUCAGACUCCUGAACCCGUGGAGGAGAACAAGUGUUUCGAGUGUGGAGUGCAAGAGAACCUGUGGAUCUGUCUCAUCUGCGGUCACAUCGGCUGCGGACGCUACAUUAGCCGUCACGCCUACAAGCACUUCGAGGAGACGCAGCACACUUACGCCAUGCAGCUGACCAAUCACAGGGUCUGGGACUACGCUGGAGAUAACUACGUCCACCGGCUUGUUGCCAGUAAAACAGACGGGAAGAUGGUGCAGUACGAGUGUGAAGGAGACACGUGUCAGGAUGAGAAGAUCGAUGCGCUGCAGCUCGAGUAUUCAUAUUUAUUAACCAGCCAGCUGGAUUCUCAGCGCAUUUACUGGGAGAAUAAAAUAGUUCAUCUGGAGAAAGACACAGCGGAGGAGAUCAACAACAUGAAGGCCAAAUUCAAGGAGACGAUCGACAAGUGUGACAGUUUGGAGCGGAAACUGAACGAACUCAUUAAAGAAAAACAAUCCAUCGAGAAAAAAUGUUCCCAGCUGAACCUCAAAGUGGUGAAGCUCGGUCAAGAGCUGCGUGAGGAGCAGGAGAUGAACCGAUGCCUGCGAGCCAAUCAGACGCAGCUCCAGUCGCAGCUGCAGGAGGAGGAGAGGCGGAGUCACGAGAUCGCGGCCAAUAAGGAAGGCCAGAUCGCUGAGCUCCAGGAACAGCUGCGGGACGUCAUGUUCUACCUGGAGACGCAGCAGCAGAUCGACCGCAUGCCCGCAGACACCCGGCAGGAGAUCCAGGAGGGCCAGAUCAACAUCGCCGCGGCCCCUGCCCCCCCGCAGCCCGGGCCCUCGGCACACGGCUCCGGCAAACUCGGCCGGAGAGGACGAUCCAAGAGGGGGAAGUAGCCGAAGACGCUGGGUUUAGUGUACUCGGUGCUUAACGGAUGGAGGAAACAUGUUGCACAGGCUGCUUUGGGAUUGAGGGAGUUUAAUAUAUUACAUAAUGUCUCACGCGAGGACACCCGUGCUGCUUAGAAAUGGAGCUCGAGCUGUUUUUUAUACGAAAAAACAAAGUGCUGUUCUUUUAUUUUCGUAUUAUUUUAGUGUCCUCGUAGCUGGAUGAUGUCAAGAUUCACGAAAGCGUGCGGAUAACUCUGGAAGUUUGUUCAUUGUUUGGUUUUACUUUAUGUUUGUAGAAAUGAGAGAAUAUUGCUUUCUGCAGCCCUGACUGAUGAAUCUCAUGUUUCACUUGGAGAGGAAAAAACAUUACAUUUUACAUCUCAAAACUCAUUUCUGUUAGUAUCUUUUAUUGCAUUAAACCAAAUAAACUAAAAAUCUGUAAUGCUACUUUAGUGGUGAAAUAAAUUCUAUAGUGAUAUACAAUAUUUUUUGCAUUACAGUAAUUCAGAUUAAAUGUGUUUACAGUGAGAAUUUAGGAGGUGAUGUUUAAUCAUCAUGAAUAAUACUCGGGCUGCAUUAGAGUAGUAGUUCACUUAAAAAAAAAAA